AUGAGCGUUCCCUUUCCUAAACCCCACACUUGGUAAGGUCUACAGAUCAUUAAAGGUUGUAAUAAUUUAUUUUUGGGGGAAGAGAAUCUUUUCGAAUUUACCUAUUUCAAGCGUUGUUUUCGAGAGUUGCUCUUUUUCUGCGUGGUUUUCACAACGUAGAUUUUAAUUUUAGUCGUUUUCAGGGAUCACCAAGGCAAAAUGAGGUUAAUCAUAUGCGGUAUGGCGCUUGUGGUUGUGAUGUCUUCAGUGAUUUGUGAGGUAAGCGAUCAGAUUUGUUACAAUGGAAUGGCUCAAACAGCAUGCUUUUUGAUAUCUCAAAUUUUUACAUUAUUCUGGCUGAUUGCGGUCACGGUAUUAAUUGUUUGGGGCUUUAUUAUGUUUGUGUAUAGCAAGUUUUAUUACAGGACCAAAUCCAAGCCACAACCCCAGCUGAUGACUCGCAAGAACGUGAGCAAAUUGCCAAGGAGAUCGAGAAGAUGCUCCUUGCCACCAAGGCUGUAUUGUUCUCAAAAACUUAUUGCCCAUAUUCCAAAAGAGUGAAGCUGAUCUUGGAGCCCUAUCGGAUCAAGGAUAUUCAUGUGGAAGAAGUCAAUUUGAGAAAUGAUUCGUUAAAGGUUCAGGUAAAAAAUUAUUGUUUUUAACUCGCCAUAAUUGCAUUGUAGAAGUUCUAGGUGAUUUUUGUGUUUUUUAAUUUUUAUUUUUGUAAAACUUCUUUACCUAAUUUUAGGACGAACUAGAGAAGUAUAGCCACAUCCAUACUGUUCCUCAAUUCUUCCUCAACGGAAAGUUUGUCGGCAACUUUGAUCGAAUCAACAAAUUGGAAUCGGACGGAAAACUGCGGCAAAUCUUGGAGGACGCCGGUGCUAUACCAAAAAAGCAUUAA
Messenger RNA from Bursaphelenchus xylophilus (pine wood nematode), 883 nucleotides. The record is from the annotation of a GenBank genome assembly. NCBI's taxonomy places the organism in Eukaryota, Metazoa, Nematoda, Chromadorea, Rhabditida, Aphelenchoididae.